Mangifera indica (mango) is the source of this 1659-nucleotide messenger RNA. Its product is annotated as trifunctional UDP-glucose 4,6-dehydratase/UDP-4-keto-6-deoxy-D-glucose 3,5-epimerase/UDP-4-keto-L-rhamnose-reductase RHM2-like. The record is from RefSeq and is a predicted model, not a curated record. Bases 254 to 1462 code for a protein of 402 amino acids. The transcript has 2 exons. Lineage: Eukaryota; Viridiplantae; Streptophyta; Magnoliopsida; Sapindales; Anacardiaceae. Gene Ontology annotation, molecular function: UDP-glucose 4,6-dehydratase activity; UDP-L-rhamnose synthase activity; dTDP-glucose 4,6-dehydratase activity. Gene Ontology annotation, biological process: flavonol biosynthetic process; UDP-rhamnose biosynthetic process; auxin export across the plasma membrane.
GGUAUUAUGAAACAGUUAAGGAUUCGAAUAUUUCAAGAAAAUAAUGAAAUUUUUCCCGUGGCCAUAUUUUGGUUGCUUUUAUUGGUUUAAUGGGAUGAAUAUUGAAGGAGGAACAGGAAAAGAAUGCUUUAUCUUAAUCUACAAAAGUUAUUUGUAAUCAAUUUAAUAAGUUGAACCUAUAUAUACCGGUGAUUCUUAUGAUGAUUAGAGAUUCAGUGGAGAGAAGCAAAGUCUAGAGAGAGGCUGUCCUGGUAUGGCUACCGCAUACAAGCCAAAGAACAUUCUUAUAACAGGAGCUGCUGGUUUCAUUGCUUCCCAUGUGUGCAACAGGCUAAUCCGGAACUACCCUGACUACAAGAUUGUUGUUUUAGACAAGCUUGAUUAUUGUUCAAACCCUAAGAACCUCAAUCUCUCAAAAUCAUCUCCCAACUUUAAGUUCAUUAGAGGAGAUAUUCUUAGUGCUGACCUGGUAAACUUCAUUAUCCUAACAGAAAACAUUGAUACUAUUAUGCACUUUGCAGCGCAGACUCAUGUUGAUAACUCCUUCGGCAACAGCAUUAAGUUCACUGAGAACAACAUCCUGGGUACUCAUGUUCUUUUGGAAGCCUGCAAAACCACUCAUCAAGUCAAGAGGUUUAUCCAUGUAAGUACUGAUGAGGUUUAUGGAGAGACUGAUGAGAAUGCAUUGGUGGGAAACCACGAGGCAUCUCAGCUCCUGCCAACUAAUCCAUAUUCUGCCACAAAAGCAGGGGCAGAAAUGCUUGUCAUGGCUUACGGGCGCUCUUAUGGUUUACCUGUGAUAACCACUAGAGGAAACAAUGUUUAUGGACCCAAUCAGUUUCCUGAAAAGCUGAUUCCGAAAUUUAUCCUCUUGGCGAUGAGAGGACAACCUCUUCCAAUUCAUGGGGAUGGGUCAAAUGUGCGGAGUUAUCUUUACUGUGAGGAUGUUGCAGAGGCAUUUGAAACAAUUCUCCACAAAGGUGAAGUAGGCCAUGUGUACAAUAUUGGGACAAAGAAAGAAAGGAGAGUGAUUGAUGUGGCCAGGGAUAUCUGCCAGCUUUUCUCCUUGAAGCCGGAUACUCAAAUUAAGUUUGUGACAAAUAGGCCUUUUAAUGACCAGAGGUACUUCUUGGAUGAUCGAAAACUGAAAGACCUGGGUUGGCAUGAACGAACUUCAUGGAACGAGGGUCUGAAGAAGACAAUGGAAUGGUAUAUUAGCAAUCCUGAGUGGUGGGGUGAUGUUUCUGGUGCACUUGUUCCCCAUCCAAGAAUGCUGAUGGUGUCUGGAAUCGGAACUGGGAAAGAAUUUGAUGGGCAUAAUAUUAGAAAUUCUGGUUCCCCGACAGAUAAUUCUAAUCUUGGCAGAUCAACGACGGUUCCAGCCCCUAAAAAUAAGGACUCACUGAUUGGUAAUGGCUUUGAACCAAGCAAGGAAAGCAAAUUUAGCAUUUCAUCAAGUUAAACCCCGAGACUGAUCUCUGCACUUCUUCGGGUUAUAGGGUUUGGAAUAAUUUCUUUCUUUCAUCAAGCAAUAAUAUCAUUUAUUGUUAUUAUUUUUUGUGAAUUAGUUUGGCCAUUGUUUAAGGGAUGCUGGUAGCCAUAUAUCUGUUAAAUUUUAUAUUAUGAAGUCAUUUAUUCAAUAUAAAUUUUUAACUAUAA